Hippocampus zosterae (dwarf seahorse) is the source of this 1827-nucleotide messenger RNA. RefSeq names its product caspase 7, apoptosis-related cysteine peptidase (gene casp7). The transcript is spliced from 7 exons. The record is from RefSeq and is a predicted model, not a curated record. The coding region runs from base 170 to 1108 and encodes 312 amino acids. Gene Ontology annotation, biological process: proteolysis; apoptotic process. Gene Ontology annotation, cellular component: cytoplasm. NCBI's taxonomy places the organism in Eukaryota, Metazoa, Chordata, Actinopteri, Syngnathiformes, Syngnathidae.
AUCGUGACGUAAGACGUCGUGACGCUCCUUGGAGAUUCCCCCGUCAAACUUGACCGAAGAGUUUCCAGGUGUUGUUUUUGAGGAAGUGAAAGCGUGUCGCUGGUGAACAAACGACAUUUUUUAACAGCAACUUGAGUGACCUGGCGUCUUGGCGCUAUAACAACACAACAUGGCUGGAGAAUCUGCAGAGAAGACCCAUCUUGGAGAUUUAGAAGAGAAAGAGGAGAUGUCGAUGGACAGAACAGACGCCAAACCUGACCGCAAGGCAAGGUUUUUACUCUUUGGCAAGAAGAAUAAGGAUGGCCAGACGCGGGAGCAGGAGCACUCUUCGGAAAGCCAUUACAGAAUUGUCUCGCCAACAUUCCAGUAUAAGAUGAGCCACGGGCGAGUGGGCAAGUGCAUCAUCAUCAACAACAAAAACUUUGAUGAAAAGACAGGAAUGAAUGUACGCAACGGGACGGACCGUGACGCCGGCGAGCUGUUCAAGUGCUUCAAGAGCCUGGGCUUCAACGUCUUCAUCUACAACGAUCAGACCUGCGAGAAGAUGGAGCGUCUCCUCCGAGAGGCUUCAGAGGAAGACCACAGCGACAGCUCGUGUUUCGCCUGCAUCCUGCUGAGUCACGGCGAAGAGGGCAUGAUCUACGGCACGGACGGCGCCAUGCCCAUCAAGACGGUGACCUCGCUCUUCAGGGGGGACAUGUGCAAAAGCCUGGUGGGGAAGCCCAAGCUCUUCUUCAUCCAGGCCUGCCGGGGUUCCGAAUUCGACGACGGCAUCCAGACGGAUUCGGGUCCGCCCAACGACACCCUGGAGACGGACGCCAAUCCCAGACAUAAGAUCCCCGUGGAGGCCGACUUCCUCUUUGCCUACUCCACCGUGCCAGGCUACUACUCGUGGAGGAACCCCGGGCGCGGCUCCUGGUUCGUGCAGGCGCUGUGCAACGUCCUCAACGAAUUCGGCAAGCAGCUGGAGAUCAUGCAGAUCCUGACGCGCGUCAACUACAUGGUGGCCACCAGCUUCGAGUCCUGGUCCGAGGACCCGCGCUUCAGCGAGAAGAAGCAGAUCCCCUGCGUGGUCUCCAUGCUGACCAAGGAGCUCUAUUUCAACUGAGCGCCGCCUCUUGGGGGGCCGUCCAUGCGGCGGUCCCGGAACCAUUCAGGGAUCGUUCCGGCCUGGCGGGAACAAGCGCUGCGCCUGUCCAGUGGGCCUGAAACGGAAUCUUUUUACACCGCCACUCCGCUUUCACGUGUUGAUAGUGAAACCUCUUCUGCCCCCCCCCCCACCCCCCAUCUUCUUCAGGUUUCUCUUCACAACAGUGGCGUCACGUUUCAUCGGAUCUUUGCCAGCAGGCAUCGUGAGAUAUGCAUGUUCUUCUACUCCCACUUCACUUUUAUUGCCGCCGCCAUUUUCUCGUGCCACAAAUGACCCCAACCAGAGUGUGCUUUCAAUCCUGUUCCUGCGCGUGCUGGGUCACACGAGUGCUGGGACAUGUUUUCAAAAUGAUCCCUUUCCAUUUCAAAGCGACGGUGGAUUUUCUCCGGAGCGCUCCAAUGAAACCUAGUCCAAUACCAUACGCAGUUGUAUUGAACAACAACAACUUUAUUGAAAUUCACAGCGAUGGUGUCGUCUCUCCUGAUUAUACUCUUAACUACCUCCUGAACAUUCGUUAGUUUGUUUGGUUGUCUGGGGGUUUUAUUUUCAUUCGGUGUAUAAAUGAAGCAUUUAAUAGAAUUUUUAAUUGAUCAUAUUAACACAGUUAUGGCACAAUUGGUGCCACAAUGAACACAAAAAAAAUCAUGUAACAUAUCAAGUCAAAUCAAAAAGAAAAA